GUGGGCGUGGUCAACCCACGUGUCAUGUCUAAGAGGUACAGAAAACUCGACAUUCUAGGAGAAGGACAAUUUGCUACUGUAUACAGAGCAGAAGACACUGAACGAGAUAAUGCAAUAGUAGCCGUGAAGAAGAUAAAGAUAGGACAGAGAAGAGAAGCGAGGGAUGGCAUAAACAGGACAGCACUAAGAGAAAUCAAACUAUUACAAGAGUUACACCAUCCUCAUAUCUUAGGCUUACUGGACGUGCUGGGUCACAAGUCCAAUAUAAGUCUAAUAUUUGAUUUUAUGGACACUGAUCUUGAGAUGAUCAUCAAAGACAAGUCUCUUCUUCUUCCUCCAGGGGUUGUUAAAGCUUACAGUCUCAUGAUACUUCAAGGAUUAGAAUAUCUCCAUGCUCACUGGAUACUGCACAGAGACUUAAAACCAAACAAUCUACUAAUCAAUAAAGACGGGGUCUUAAAGAUAACUGAUUUCGGUCUUGCCAAAGCCUAUGGCAGCCCAAACAGAAUCAUGACCCACCAGGUGGUGACCAGGUGGUACCGGAGCCCCGAGCUAUUGUUUGGUGCUAGACUAUACAGCACUGGAGUUGACCUUUGGGCAGUCGGCUGCAUCAUUGCUGAAAUGUUGCUUCGUUUGCCUUUUCUCCCUGGAGAGACUGACCUCGGACAAUUGAGUACAAUAUUUGAGUUUUUUGGGAGCCCGAACGAAGAGAAUUGGCCCAGUGUGAAAUCCUUGCCGGAUUAUGUUGAGUUUAAGCCGUCUCCUCCACAGUCCUUUAGGGAUGUGUUUUCAGCAGCUGGAGAUGAUCUCAUUCACUUAUUAGAGUCUUGUAUGAAGCUGGAUCCAUCCAAAAGGUGUACAGCGUCUCAAGCUCUCCAAAGCAGUUACUUCAGUAAUCCGCCCGGUCCCACUCCAGGUCCUAGACUACCAAUGCCACGCUCUAGGAAGGAGAUUGAGGCUGAUAUUGAGCAUGAAAUAAUGGCGUCAAGGAAGAGGGCUCUUGAUGACAGUCAGGAGGGACAGAAAGUGGCAAAAAGACUUAAUUUUUAAUUCACAUACAUACAACUUUAAAAAAAUUAUUAUAAUAACAGGACAGAAUUAAUAUCUACUCUUUAGUCAGAAUGAAGUGCAGCAAUAAUUAAUGCAAAU
Messenger RNA from Amphimedon queenslandica, 1149 nucleotides. RefSeq names its product cyclin-dependent kinase 7-like. The transcript is spliced from 4 exons. The record is from RefSeq and is a predicted model, not a curated record. Gene Ontology annotation, cellular component: transcription factor TFIIK complex; cytoplasm; nucleus. NCBI's taxonomy places the organism in Eukaryota, Metazoa, Porifera, Demospongiae, Haplosclerida, Niphatidae. Gene Ontology annotation, biological process: protein phosphorylation; positive regulation of transcription by RNA polymerase II. The coding region runs from base 25 to 1050 and encodes 341 amino acids. Gene Ontology annotation, molecular function: ATP binding; RNA polymerase II CTD heptapeptide repeat kinase activity; cyclin-dependent protein serine/threonine kinase activity.